AGGAAGAAUGAAAAUUUGUUCAGCUCACGCCAUUGCCAUUCGCCGUGGAGGUUGAGAACUUUCGGAAACUUUUCGUCUUCAUUUUAAGUUGCUGUCGGUCUAAAGAACCGACCCCGACAGGAAUUACAUCUGGACUGGACAUAUUCUCCUUUUGUUUGUGUAUAUGUGAGAGGAUUUACCUGAAUAACGCACACUUUCAUCGACACUUGAAGGAAACCGAGGGGAUUUUAGAUGCUAGUCAUAUUUUAAACACUUCUUAGAGACACCAGACAAACAUGUCGGGGGGUAUCGGUAUAUAUGCGGUCAAGAAACGGAAGAAGCCCGUUCAGAAAAUACCCAAACCCCCACCACCUGAUGGUGUGAAAUCCAACCCCUCCAAGCGACACAGAGACCGGCUGAACGGCGAAUUGGACAGGCUGACCAACCUUCUACCCUUCUCAGAAGAUGUCCGUGCACGGCUGGACAAACUGUCAGUGCUCCGACUCAGUGUUGGAUACCUGAAGGUCAAGAGCUUCUUCAGUGCCACAGUCAAAAAGACCGGAGGAAAUGGAUGGAUAAAUGACCGUUCAGGGACAUUUGGAGGAAACGGACAUUCACCGGCCAGUCUGGAUGGAGUCAAUUUCUCAGAAGGGGAACUGUUGUUGCAGGCCCUCAAUGGCUUUGUGCUGGUGGUCACCUCCGAAGGUUACGUGUUUUAUUCGUCUCCAACUAUACAGGACUACUUGGGCUUCCAUCAGUCGGAUGUGCUCCAUCAGAGUGUAUUCGAGCUCAUCCAUACAGAUGAUCGAGCAAUGUUUCGAAGGCAACUACACUUCGCUCUCAAUCCCACUUCGUGCGAUGGUAGCGAUGCAUCUGAUGCAAUUCAAAGCAGCAGUGACAUCACCAGAGAUAUGGUAAACUACAACCCUCAACACAUCCCUCCAGAAAACUCAUCCUUCUUGGAACGAAGUUUCUGUUGCCGAUUCCGGUGCCUCCUUGACAACUCAUCAGGCUUCCUGGCCCUGAACUUCCAGGGGAGGCUGAAAUAUCUCCAUGGGCAAAACAAGUUGGCUGAAGAUGGGACCCUGGCCCAUCCUCAACUGGCUCUUUUUGUCAUUGCCACACCCCUCCAGCCACCCUCUAUCCUAGAGAUCAGGAGCAAGACUCUUCUUUUCCAAACCAAACACAAGAUGGACUUUACACCUCUUGGUGUUGACACAAGGGGAAAGGUGGUUCUUGGUUACACUGAGAUUGAGCUGUGUAUGAGAGGCUCUGGCUAUCAGUUCAUUCAUGCUGCGGACAUGAUGCACUGUGCUGACAACCAUAUCAGAAUGAUAAAGACUGGAGAAAGUGGUUUAACUGUCUUCAGACUUCUCACGAAGGGGGGUACAUGGAUCUGGGUGCAGUCCAAUGCCAGGCUUGUUUAUAAAGGAGGAAGACCAGACUUCAUUAUUGCUCGACAAAGAGCACUAACUAAUGAGGAGGGUGAGGAACACCUCCGUCAAAGGAAGUUGCAGCUUCCUUUUAGCUGCCCCACUGGUGAGGGUGUCUUGUAUGAGACUGGCCCCACACUGGACAUUGCUGACAUUCAAAAUCCCAGCAAGGGCCAGAAGAUGCACAAACCUCCAUCUCUGGACCCAGAUUCUCUUCUCGGCUGCAUGCUGAAACAGGAUCAGUCUGUCUACAACAACAACAAUGACCCCAAUUCCCAGGUCACCCUUGACAAGGCUUUCAGGGAUAGCCACGCCCUGCUCAAUGUCCCUGGGAACACCUGGCAGCCGUCAGCCCUGAACACUGGGAUAAAGGAGGAAAGUGUGGUAAAGGACAUGAUGGAAAGCUUGCAACAGAUUAUUGGGGACAACAGUAUUUGUGGGUUACAGGGGUUUGAUGUGGAUGAAUUGGACCUGAAGGAGUGGGAGAACACUCUGCUCAGGAUGAACUACAGCAAUGAAAUGGAACUUAAUGAAAUCAUCACCGACGACAUCCUCUCUUAUGUCGAGGAUGCACUUUUUAAGGACAGUGGCAUUCAGUUGCCUGAACAACUCAAGAGCCAGGGUUCAUUUGUUGAGGUACCUGAGUGUCUUCCAGAAAUGGAACUACAGAAUAACUUAGCUGUUAACCAGGAAUUCAACUGCCAGGCAGAUAUACUCAGUGGAUCCCCAGGUGCAGGUGCAGGUGGGUUCAUCGGAAUGAACAUCCAAGAUGAAGUGGACGUCAGUAGCCCUGGAAGAGGGUUGGUGAAGCUCAACCAUAUGGGGCCACAGAUGCUACCUGGCAACUCUUUUGUACAAUCAUUUGGACUAGAAGAGACAACCCAGAAGAUGCCUGGCAAUAAUAACAUUAUGUUUAAUCCUUCUCUUGCCAUGCAGCAGCCGACCCAAGUCAGGCUUGGUCUGCAAGGUGCCAUCCAAGAGAAUGGAAUGGUGCCAUGUGGCCAGAGAAACCUACAGACCGGAAACCAGCUCCAUCACAACACAAUGACUCUCCCUCUUCAAAGUCCUCUAUUGCAGGGCACUUCCGCCCAGCCAAUGGGCUUCAAUGGCCAAAAUUCCCUUCCUCAAAAACCGUCAAUCAGACGGACACCUCAGUGGGUGUCUGACAGCAACAAUAUGAUGGAUAACCUGCUGAACUCUUGCACCCGUAAUAUUUCAGGUGUACAAGAUGCGGGAUUACACUCUGGCCCAACUCCCCAACUACAAGGACAGUUUUCUCUUCACACUCAAAACGCUGCCAAUCCUGGACUGCCUAGCUGGCAGCAAUCACAGCCUCAACCGGUCUCCAAAUCAUUUUCCAGUGGGCAACAGAAUAUGACUGGCUUCAUCGGCCAAGCUACAGGCUUCCAAAGAGACCUGCUUGGAGAACUGAUGUCGCACACAAACGGACAAGGAUUCGGGUCUGGUUUCCUGCCCCAGACAACUGCAAAUGGCAUCUAUCCUCAGCAAGGAGAGAUGAUCAACAACAGCCCUCAUCAGACCACCAACAGCUGCAUGUUCACUGGCACUCCUCAACCGACAGUGAACGGGACGCAGUAUGGUUCUGCUGAUCCAAUAUCUUCAGUGUCAUCCUGCCAGAGGGCUAAAGUUCUUGUUACCCAGAGUCCUAACCAAACAUCCUGCUACUACCAAAGAGGUCCUAGUGAGUCAAUCGUGGGAACGACGGUCAUCCCACAAGAAGACACCAAUAUCAGCCCCAUGGCCUGUCGAGUGCCACUUGGGUUAACUCCAGAUAACAUACUUGCUCAGCAGUAUCUCUCCUGCAAUGGCCAGACACAGAUCACAAACCCUCCACUUAAGGAGAAAGGAACGCUCCAUUUUCCAUCGUUGGUCAAUGGAACCACCUACAUUUCCGAGAACAUCCAAAGCAGUUGCUGUGACUAUUAGAUCAUGCUCAAUACGGAGACUGAUACAUCAACAGUGCUGUACUUUUUUCUAGGGGAAAAAAAGCAUAAAUACAGCAACUUUUUUGUCCCUCGAGAGACAUGCGUGUCCCUCGAGAGACAAGAGUGUCUGCUUCUAAAGACACUCUUGGCUGAACACCUGUAAGACAUUACAGAACUUUAAAAAGCGAUUAUACCACAAUUUUUUUCACACUUAUCUACUUAUUCACUUGUUCACACCCUCUCUGAUGAGAAAUAAGCAGUGGCAGAAAGAAAAUAUAAAUUUUUUUAAGUGCGUCCUUUUAUCCCUGAAGGAUAUUGUUCUGUUUUGCCAUUCUGCCAUGGAAAAAGAGUGAGAUGACGUGUGUAAUAGCAAGGAAAGGUGUGUGAGCAAGUGUGUGUUUGUGUGUAUGUGCGUGCGAGGUAGCCUAGAGUUCAUUUGUGAAGUAUGCAGAAGCAACGGUGAAACCUUUUAAUUGCAGGGAUGAAAUUCUGAGGAAAUUCAAGAUGCACACAAGAUGCUAUUUAUUGGGGUAAGUUUCGACUCAAAAAGGGAAAGUCAAUCGGCCUCAGCCAACGCCUUUUAUUUUGCCAAACAUGUGUGAAAUUGGCUGUAGACCUUUAACCUUAGUGUUAUCAAUGUACCCAACUUUCUCGAAAGAAAUUAAUACUCUACUGAUGGCCUCAGUGGCACCAUUGGACUGUCAGAGCAAAUUGUUGAAUUUGUUGGCUGCAAAAUUUUCCCAGAACUUCUCUGAAGCACCACUCACUGCAAGUUGUAAAGUUGACCAAGGAAAACUGAACAGUCCCUGACCACUUUUUCUUCUCAACAACACUUUUUCCAUUGAAAGAGUAAAAUCCAACUGGUCUUGUCACAAUUUUAUGGUUGCAUUAACCAUACGUUUCAUGUGUAUUACAACAAUAUCUGAAUGUUAUCAUAUCAUUUAUUGUACAGUUUUUUUUGUUUUGUUUAGUUUUUUGCUGUUUGUUAAAAAAUCGUCUUUUGUACUUUUGUAUGCAUAUAAUCGAAAUUAUGGAAAUGUCAUUGAGCCAUUUUUGUCCACUUUUAAUUUGCUGAUUUCCUUCUUGCUUUCUAUUUGCGUUAACACUUAUGUGGAAGAAUUCUAGGAAUUCUUAAAUAGUGUUGCGUGCCAGGAGAAUCACAGCAGCCAGCAUAUCCUGCCUCCAGAAGAAAGGUAAAGACAGGACUCCAAAAAAAAGUAAAUGUUUGUUGAGAGAAAAUUUGAUUUUUUUUUUUUUUUCAAUGGCCGCAGUGAAAGUCUUUAUUCAUCUGUGGUUUCAUUCUUGGUUAGUCAGGAAAUACAGCAGCAGCCAAAAAGUUUAGAAGAAGCACAGUGUAGAGAAUGUGCUCACAACUGAAUUUGGAAAAUUUGUUUUGCGUAAAUUUUACGCAUUUAAUCAAAUGCGAUUUCCAUGGAAAUUCAAUUUUUAUGUAAAGUUUGUAGGCCUUAUUUUGAAAGAAUAUAAAGCCAUUUGAUUCGAUUGUAUCAGCACUUUGAAUGUGUAUGUAUACCAAAACAUAUUUGUAGGAGAUGCUGUAGCUAUAGAAAUAUGUCUGAUUGGUUUUAUUGUGCAAAAUGAACUCUUUGAAAAGGCCUUAAUAGCCUUAAUUUUGUUCAUGUUUUUGACCGCUGUUGCUUCUGAGAUUUAUUCUUUCUCCCUGCAGUAAGAACAGAGUGUAUGGUGUGAUACUAACCGCAAAUAUAUACAACCCUCAAACUCAUGCAUCCAAAGCCUUUUCCUUUCAUCAUCUGAAAUGGGAACACUGCGUGCCUUAAUUUCUUUCUGCCCAAAGGAUAUUCCACUUAUUUACCUCCCGUCUUCACUCUCUUUGGACGAAAUGAUAGUGGCUUGCAGAGGAGGAAUGGAAUUGAAAUGGCAGCUAUAAUUGAACCUGAGAAGUAAUGUUUUUAACAACUGGUUGUUGUUUGCAUGAAUGGAAUCGAUUAAGCAAGUUUGCGAAGUGUUGUACAUAGCCUUGCAGUUCAAAAGUUAAAGGACACUUUCUGUCCGUCUUCUUAAGCACCUUCAAACAGCUUUUGUUUUCUGAGAUUAGCUACUUUUUUCGUCUUUGAUUUCGUUUGAACUGAAAGUUAAAGGAGUUGUUAUGUAAAUAAGAGCGUUCUGUUUUUUAUUGCCAGAUGUCUGCUGGCUAAGAGAGGAGGUUUGUUGUCACUAGAAGAUUUGUUUGAUUGAUGGUUGGUUAAUGGACGAUCAGUUAGCUGAUUGAUCCGUUUAUCACUGGACAGAUUGAUUGCGCACAAAAAAAUAGCGACGGAUUUGGUUUGCGCUGAUGUUCGUUGUCAUGCUUCAAAAUCUAUCUAUGUCCUAACAAGGCUAUGAAACCUCUUCUUGCGCUGUGUAGCUCCGUCCACAGUGCUGUAUAUUAAAUCAGUGGUUCUCAAAUGGCUUCGCUUCAGGACUCAGAUUUUACAGUGGCUUUUAUUGUACAAAAGCCAUCAGCCAUAAUUGUACAAAAUGGCUCCCUUGUUUUGAUAAUUUCAUGUAUCUUAUAUACUCUCAGUAAAAGUGUUUCACUUUUUUUGUGUAAUUAAAUGACGCACAAUAAAAAUAAAUAAAAAUAAAAAAUUGUUUAUUUCCUUUGCUUUGCUUACUUAAAUGCCCAUAAUUUAAUAAGAUGUUAUAAUAAUGUUAAUUUAAUAUGAAAUAA
Molecule: messenger RNA, 6047 nt
Organism: Carassius carassius (crucian carp)
Lineage: Eukaryota; Metazoa; Chordata; Actinopteri; Cypriniformes; Cyprinidae
Gene: ahr2
Product: aryl hydrocarbon receptor 2
Exons: 11
Coding region: 276-3359 (1027 amino acids)
Biological process (GO): regulation of transcription by RNA polymerase II
Cellular component (GO): aryl hydrocarbon receptor complex; nucleus
Molecular function (GO): protein dimerization activity; transcription cis-regulatory region binding; nuclear receptor activity
Source: RefSeq, a predicted model, not a curated record